AUGUCUUCUGACACCGAUGGCAACCAGCAACCGGGGCUCAUUGCCUUUUGUGUGGUAAUGCUCACAUUAGCUGUAGCCUCGGUCGCCCUCCGCUGCUGGUCCAUCUGGAGCUCUCACACUCACAGGUUUGGCUAUGAUGAUGCCUUUGCCAUCCUGACUUUGCCCUUCAUUAUCGCUGAAUCGUCCCUAAUCUUCUACUGGAUCUCCCUGGGAUUGGGUCGUCAUAUCGCCACAUUACCCGUCAGCCAUCAACUCGCGGGUCCCAAGAUCAUCUUCGCGGCCGCCUUCCUGUACGAUGCCAGCAUCACCUUCCCCAAGUUAUCGGUGCUCUGCUUCUACCAUCGGAUCUUCCAACGGGGCGGAGGCCCCUGGGUCCGCCCGACACUCGCAGCGGUGGGUGCCCUGUGCGUCUUCUGGCUGAUCGGGGCGUGGCUGGCCACGGCCUUUCAGUGUACACCCGUACGAGCCUCGUGGGAAGCCGUGGCCGGUUCGAAAUGCUUCACGCAGUGGAAGUUCUUCACGGGGACCGCGGCCCCGAGUGCCAUCCUGGAUCUGAUCAUCCUGCUGAUCCCGCUGCCUCUGCUCUGGUCGUUGCAUAUGACUCGGGCGAAGAAGGCCAUGCUCAUCGGCCUUUUCAUUUGUGGGUACUCAGUGGUCGUCGUAUCUGUCGGUCGGCUCAUCACUCUUCUCAAGGCGGGUUCGGCCCUGGAAGCCGAUCUCACCUGGACCACCAUCGAAUAUAUCUGUUGGGUGCAGUGUGAAGGCCCGAUUUCGCUCCUGUCGGUCUGCCUCCCGAAUAUCACGGACCUGGGGCGUCGCUGGCUCGCAAGGAGCGGAAGAACACAGCCGCUCCGGAAUAGUGCCUUCUCAUUAUCAUCAUCCGCCAGCAAGCCAAGUAAUACGGCGGAGUUGUUGAGUGGCAAACGAUCAUUCCAUCCUCUCGGGGAAGUAGCAGAGGGAGUAGAUCGAGAGGCCAUCCUCCUGGACAGCGGUAGCCCACAGAGAACUCCGAAAGAUAGCCGGCAUCACAUUUAUGUGAACACUACCUUCGAAGCAACACGGGAGAGUGUCUGA
Messenger RNA from Aspergillus aculeatinus CBS 121060, 1074 nucleotides. RefSeq lists its product as uncharacterized. Lineage: Eukaryota; Fungi; Ascomycota; Eurotiomycetes; Eurotiales; Aspergillaceae. Bases 1 to 1074 code for a protein of 357 amino acids. The transcript is spliced from 3 exons. The record is from RefSeq and is a predicted model, not a curated record.